UCAUCGAACCAGUCACACCACCACCAUCUUCAUCCUCAUCCUCAUCUUCACCAUCUUCACCAUCACCAUCUUCAUCAGCAGCAGAAGAGGAAGAGGAGCCGUCGACAGACUCUGACUCACCGCUGGGAUGAAGCUCUUCACCGGAGAAGAACCGAAGCACAGAUCUUCACAAAUCUGAGACGUACAACCAGACUGAGAGGCGGCCGUAAUCCGAUUAUUUCUGCGUGAGAGAGGGAGAGAGAGACAGUGAGAGUAGGAGAGAGAGCGUGAGCGUGUUGUCGCCACCAUGAUGGAGGAAAUGGACAGAUUUCAGGUCCCCAGUGCGGUGCAGGAGGAGGCGGAGAUGCAAGCGGAGAUGCAGCCGCUGGACCCGGCCUCGUCCACAGCCUCAGAGGGAGACUCAGACACCAGAGAGGGAGAACCGGUCACUAUAAACUACAAGCCGUCACCGCUGCAGAUGAAAAUAGAGAAACAGAGAGAACUUGCCAGAAAAGGCUCGUUGAAGAACAACAACACAGUCGGAAGUCCCGUGAACCAGCAGCCCAAGAAGAACAACGUCAUGGCCAGAACACGGUUGGUUGUGCCCAAUAAAGGCUAUUCGUCUUUAGAUCAGAGUCCAGAUGAGAAGCCUUUGGUGGCCUUAGACACAGACAGUGAUGAUGACUUUGACAUGUCGAGAUACUCGUCGUCGGGUUAUUCCUCCGCUGAGCAAAUCAACCAGGACCUGAACAUCCAGCUGCUGAAAGACGGUUACCGCCUCGACGAGAUCCCCGACGACGAAGACCUGGAUCUGAUUCCUCCCAAAUCCGUCAACCCCACCUGCAUGUGCUGCCAGGCCACCUCCUCCACCACCUGUCAAAUACAGUAACCCCGCCUCCUCCCCCUUUGACCUCCUGACCCUUACGUGAUAACACACA
Solea solea (common sole) is the source of this 917-nucleotide messenger RNA. RefSeq names its product family with sequence similarity 219 member Ab (gene fam219ab). The transcript has 6 exons. NCBI's taxonomy places the organism in Eukaryota, Metazoa, Chordata, Actinopteri, Pleuronectiformes, Soleidae. The coding region runs from base 287 to 868 and encodes 193 amino acids. The record is from RefSeq and is a predicted model, not a curated record.